GCAUGAUGACAUUUGAGCACUACUGUUCAGGGACAGCGUUGUGGAUGUCUUACGGUAUGACAGUCGUGUUAUCUCGUUGAAUAGGACACCGUGCAUGUUGGUUGUUAGAAUCAGGAAGUUGAGAGAACUGCAAUGUACGUAUAGCAGAUUCAUGAGCUCUUCCAAUAAUGGGACUGUCUGGUGAGCUUCCCAUUUCGUGUUACCUCCCUUUGAUCGUCGCCGUAGUGUGUUGUACCAGCAAUGGCGUCCAAUCAACACACUGUCCCCGUCCGGUUACCCCAAUUGUCGUGACUAAACUCACCCAGCGGAACCUGAUGAUGGACCCGGCCUCCUACACGCAGCUGUCCAUGUCUCUGCCAGUGAAGUGUGUCUCCGAGGCGUUCGUCCCACUAGACGAUGAGGGUGCCAAAUGUGAAAACGGCCAAUGGGUCCUUCCCAAUACGAAGUGUGUCCGUACGUGGCUCUAUAGGCAGACAUACACACACUACUGUCUCACACCCAAUACGACGUGUGUCCGUACGUGGCUCUAUAGGCUACAUACACACACUACUGUCUCAAUCCAAUACGACGUGUGUCCGUACGUGGCUCUAUUAGCAGACAUACACACACUACUGUCUCAAUCCAAUACGACGUGUGUCCGUACGUGGCUCUAUAAGCAGACACACACAAACUACUGUCUCACACCCAAUACGACGUGUGUCCGUACGUGGCUCUAUAGGCAGACACACACAAACUACUGUCUCACACCCAAUACGACGUGUGUCCGUACGUGGCUCUAUAAGCAGACAUACACACACUACUGUCUCACACCCAAUACGACGUGUGUCCCGCUGAUCUACCGUGAGCGGAAGGUCACCAACACAAUCAUGACUAUCUGUGCGGCUGUGGGGGGAGUGCUAGCCGCCACCUUUAUAAUCGUCAAGGUCAUCUGCUACCGCCGGAGCCGCGGCAAGGGUCAACGGAAGUCUCGUAAGGCGGAUGAUAACAUGGAGAUGACAAGCAAUGGCGGCGUGCCGACAGUGAGCAGGGGCGUGACGUUAGGGAUUGACCGGCGAUCUGCUCACUAUGACGAACCAUCAGCCCUGUCUGGACGUAGCAGCCGCGCCUACAGUCACCACACACAGCCGAAUCACAACCAAGACGUACGAGCUUCCCAAUAUUCAAAUGGAGGCGGUUUUCGCCCGGAUGUCGGGGGUCAUCGGCCUGGGAGCCACGUGAUUUCAGCUUUCUGAUUUUAUCCAAUAAACGGGUUGCAGACUCCUUCAGGUGUUCAACAUGUGGCCCAUCUGCAAAACCAAUAGCCCACCUUGCUGUAAGAUUAAGAAAUCCGUUAUUUUA
Molecule: messenger RNA, 1338 nt
Organism: Haliotis rufescens (red abalone)
Lineage: Eukaryota; Metazoa; Mollusca; Gastropoda; Lepetellida; Haliotidae
Exons: 7
Coding region: 168-1232 (354 amino acids)
Source: RefSeq, a predicted model, not a curated record